Molecule: messenger RNA, 5262 nt
Organism: Danio aesculapii
Lineage: Eukaryota; Metazoa; Chordata; Actinopteri; Cypriniformes; Danionidae
Gene: kif4
Product: kinesin family member 4
Exons: 31
Coding region: 227-3973 (1248 amino acids)
Biological process (GO): microtubule-based movement; mitotic spindle organization
Molecular function (GO): microtubule motor activity; microtubule binding; ATP binding
Source: RefSeq, a predicted model, not a curated record
GAUCUUUUCUCAGACUCAGAAAAAAAACGCUAUUCCCGGAUUUAUCUAUCUGGAUAGACUCCUGUCGGUGUCUAUUUGUGUCUGUAUGAUAUAACAUUUCCAUGCGAGAGCGACUAGGAUUAUGAUUUAUGUCGUGUAGCUUGGAUCUGUCGUCGAUAUUGUGUAAAAAUAACGUUUAAUGCGCUUUUCUCCUCGAGCUCCAUAGCAGCUGACGCAGAGCGGAAGAAUGACCAAGGAGGACGAGAAGGCCAUUCCCGUGAGGGUUGCGUUGAGAUGCAGACCCCUGGUGCCCAAAGAGAUCAAUGAGGGAUGCCAGUGCUGCCUUAAUUUUGUACCCAGUGAACCUCAGGUGAUUGUUGGCAACGACAAGGCGUUCACCUUUGAUUAUGUGUUUGACCCCACAACAGAACAGGAGGAAGUUUUCAACACUGCUGUGUCUCCUUUAUUAUCUGGACUUUUUAAAGGUUAUCACGCCACUGUUCUGGCCUAUGGGCAGACGGGGUCAGGCAAGACGUUCUCUAUGGGCGGCACAUACACGUCCGAACAGGAGAACGAGCCCACAGUCGGGGUAAUCCCUCGAGUGAUACGACGAAUCUUCCAGGAGAAAGCUAAACGCACAGACUGUGAAUUUGUGCUAGCUGUAUCUUACCUCGAGAUUUACAAUGAAGAGAUACUGGACCUGCUGUGCACAUCAAAGGACAAACCUGUGAUCAGCAUCAGAGAGGAUCCUAAAGAUGGCAUCAAGAUUGUAGGACUAACAGAGAGGGACGUGUUGAACGCUCAUGAGAUGGUGUGUUGUCUUGAGCUGGGGAACUCUGCAAGAACAGUAGGCUCAACAGCCAUGAACGCGGCCUCGUCCCGCUCGCACGCCAUCUUUACUAUAUCACUGGAGCAGCGGCGCAACGGAGACAAGACGGAUGUCAUGGUCUCCAAACUGCACUUGGUGGAUCUUGCUGGAUCCGAGAGACAAAAAAAGACCAAAGCAGAGGGAGAUCGACUGAAAGAGGGAAUCAGCAUCAACCGUGGUCUGCUGUCUCUGGGGAAUGUGAUCAGCGCUCUGGGGGAUGAAAGCAAGAAGGGCAGCUUUGUGCCGUACAGGGACUCCAAAUUAACACGACUCUUACAGGACUCUCUCGGAGGAAACAGCCACACCUUGAUGAUCGCGUGUGUGAGUCCAGCAGACUCUAACAUCGAGGAGACCAUCAACACGCUGCGUUAUGCCGACCGUGCACGAAAAAUCAAGAACAAGCCGGUCCUCAAUGUUGACCCACGAGCAGCAGAGAUGAAGAGACUCAAACAGCAGGUUCAAGAGCUGCAGGUGAUGCUCCUUCAUGCUCGUGGUGGUGUGGCUCCUGUGCUGAGCGGGUCUGAGCCAGCGGAGAACGUGUCGAAGGUCCUGGAGCAGAACCGCAGUCUGCAAGAUCAGAACAGCAAACUGAGCCGAGAGCUGAGCGAGGCGGUGGGACAGACGGCCGCCAUGUUUGAAAGGAUGCUCAUGAUGGAGCAGACCAAUGAGAAACUGCAAAGUAAACUGGAUGAGCUGAGGCAGCAUGCAGCGUGUAAAGUGGACUUGCAGAGGCUGGUGGAGACUCUGGAGGAUCAGGAGCUGAAGGAGAACGUGGAGGUGAUCCAGAACCUCCAGCAGAUCAUCCUAGAACUGCAGAGGGAGAGUGCCGGGAUUGCUGCCACCAUUGAUGCCAUCACAUCAGGCAAUGCUUCAUCUCUGGAGGCGGCUGCGCACUGUUCCCCGUCUGCUGCCGGAGCACAGGCUGACAUCUGUCCAGGACAGGACGGUGCUGUUCCUGAAGCUAAAGACUCUCCUGAAGCAUACACGGCCCAGCAUGCACUGCGGCAGGCUCAGAUGUCAAAAGAGCUGAUUGAGCUCAAUAAAGUGUUGGCUCUGAAAGAGGCUUUUGUCAAGAAGAUGUGUCAGAAUGACAGCCAUUUGGAGCCCAUGCAAACACAGUACCAGGAGAGCAUUCAGAGUCUGCAGGCUGCGGUCGGCUCUCUGCAGAAGGAGAAGGAGGAUCUCAUCCAGACUCUGCAGUCCGCCAAGAAGGACACCAAUCAGGCCAAACUGAGCGAGCAGCGCAGGAAGAGGCUUCAGGAGCUUGAAGGACAAAUGACGGAGUUAAAGAAGAAACUGCAGGAUCAGUCCAAGCUGCUGAAACUGAAGGAGUCGUCUGUGCGCAAUGUGGCCAAACUCAACCAGGAGAUUCAGGCCAUGAAGUCUCAGCGGGUGCAGCUCAUGAGGCAGAUGAAGGAUGACUCAGAGAAAUUUCGCUUGUGGAAACAGAAAAAAGAUAAAGAAGUCCUGCAGCUCAAAGAAAAAGAUCGUAAACGCCAGUAUGAGAUGCUAAAACUGGAGCGAGAUUUUCAGAAACAGGCCAGCGUGCUUCGCCGCAAGACAGAAGAGGCUGCUGCUGCUAACAAGCGUCUGAAAGAUGCUCUUCAGAAGAGGAGUGAAGUUGCAGAGAAACGUAAAGACGUCCAGAACCGAGGAGCAGAGAGUGUUACUAACAGAGUCAAGAACUGGCUGCUGAAUGAGAUUGAGGUGCUGGUGAGCACAGAGGAGGCCCGGCGGCACCUACAGGACCUGCUUGAGGACAGGAAGAUGCUGGCGGAGGAGAUCUCACAGCUUCGCCAGCAGAUGGAGGCAGGAGAGAAACCGGUGUCUAAAGUCCGGCGUCGCACCCUGACCAUUUCUGAGUUGGAGGGUAAGUGUGAGCUGGAGGCGUCCAUCAGUAAACAAGUGGAGAGUCUGGACACAGAGAUGGCCCUCAGGAGCGCUCAGAUCGCAGACCUGCAGCAGAAAGUUCUGGAUGCGGAUAAUGAGGGCCGGAUGAAGCAGCGCUGGGAUUCGAUCACAACCAUCAUAGAGGCCAAGAGCGCCCUGAAGAUCCUCAUGGCGGAGGUUGUUGCAUCUAAGACGUCUAAUGCGAAGCAGGAGAGCGAGCUGCAGCAGGAGAAAGCCAACCUGCUGGACAUGCAGAAGGUGUUGUGUGACGAGCGCAAACUGAUGUCAGCCAUGGACAUGGAGCACCAGAGUCACCUGGUGGAGAUGGAGCAGAGACACCAGGAGAAGGUGCUGUAUCUCCUCGGGCAGCUUCAGAAUAAACCGGUGGCACAGGAAGAGCAGCAGGAGCUGGUGUCCAAACGCGAGCAGGAGCUGCUGCAGAGACUCCAGUUUCAGGAAGAGGAAAUCGAAAAACUGCGAGAACUGAGUGAUCAGAACCAGAAGCUGAAGGAAGAGAAUGAGCAGUUCAAGCAGAAGUUACAUCUGGCGCAGCUGACCAGCGCCAAGAAAGUGCUGUCUGCCGUCAACGAGUCGCCGGACACGUCUUUCGAGUACAUUCCACCAAAGCCCAAGGCUAAGUCGCACUCGACGGCUCGCGCGCGGCAGCAGGAACCCAUAGAUCUGGAUGAGCUCAUCUCUCCAUCAGACUCCGAGAAAGAGGAGGACGAGUGGCGUCCAGAGAAGACCGAAAAAACACGGAGAGGGUCCAAGAAGGCCAAGCUGAACGGCUGUGCGUGCCGGGGCCGCUGUGUGAAUAAACUCUGCCGCUGCCGCAAGGGAAAGAUGACCUGUGGGGAAAAUUGCCUGUGUGACCAUGGGAAGUGUCGAAACAUGGAGAACCGCAGCAGUAUGGAUCUGAGCGAAACCACUGACGUGUUUAAAGACUCCUCUGUCCUGCCUGAAGACCCCACAGCCGUCAGCUCCAGAGACGCCACUUUCUUCACUCCGCCCUGCGUCCCGCCCACUAAAAAGGAGAUUGGAGAAGUCUGGCAGCUGCCGGCGGACCUGAAGCUGGAGAAAAAGCCUGUUCCUGCAGAAAACGAGAGAGAAAGCGACAGCGAGGACUCUGAAGGUAUGAACAGCACCAGCAGCUUCCUCCGCAGGAACAAGAGAGGCCUGAGCAACUUCAAAAACAGCUUCUUCUCCGGCUGCACACCCAUACGCGAAGAGCAUUAGCACGUUAGCAUGUGUCGUCUCAUCCUUGUCUUCUUUCUAUGUGAUUUUUAAAGGGUUAGUUCACCCAAAAGUGAACAUUUACUCACUAUUUACCCUCCCUCAAGUUCUCAUAAACCUUUUAGGACUAUUCUGUUCGACACAAAAGAAGAUAUUUUGAAGAAUGUUGGAAACCUGGAACCGUUGACUUGAAUAGUAGGAAAAACAUACUUUAGAAGUCAAUGGUUACCGGUUUUCAGCGUUCUUCAAAAUAUCUUCCUUAUUCUGUUCAACACAAAAAGAGAUUUUGAAGAAUGUUAAAACCGGUAUCCAUUGACUUCCAUUGUAGGAAAAAAAAAUACAAUUUAAGUCAAUGGUUACAAUUUUUCAGUAUUCUUAAAUUAUUUUUCUUAUUCUGUUCAACAAAAAAGAUAUUUUGAAGAAUGUUUGAAACCUGUAACCAUCGACUUGCAUAGUAUUUUUUUUUCCCUACAAUGGAAGUCAAUGGUUACCGAUUUUCUUCAAAAGUAUCUUCCUUAUUCUGUUUAACACAAGAAGAUAUUUUGAAGAAUGUUGGAAACCUGUAACCAUUGACUUGCAUAGUAUUUGUUUUUCCUACUAUGGAAUUUAAUGGUUACCAGUUUUCUUCAAAAGGAUCUUUUAUUGUUUAACACAAAGAUAUUUUGAAGAAUGUUGGAAACCUGUAACCAUUGACUUGCAUAGUAGGAAAACACAAGUACUUUGGAAGUCGAUAGUUACCUGUUUUCAGCAUUCUUCAAAAAUAGCACUGCACAAAAUAUGUUCUUGAACAAUGCUAAAAACUGGUAACCAUUGACUUUCAUAGUAGGAAAAGCAAAUGGUAUGGAAGUCAAUGGUUACUGGUUUUCAGCAUUCUUCAAAAGAAUGCUAAAAAAAACAGUAAUCAUUGACUUUCAUACUAUUUGCUUUUCCUACUAUGUUUACAGGUUUCUAACAUUCUUCAAAAUAUCUUCUUUUGUGUUUAACAGAAUAAAGAAACUCAUGAAGGUUUAUAAUAAUGUGAGGGAGAGUGAAUAGUGUGUACAUGUUCAUUAUUGGGUGACCUGCCCCUUUAAGUGUAUACAUGUGUGUGUUGAUUGGCUAGUUGUAACAUAGUUUCCGGAGUCGGCCAUUUGAUUGGUUAAUGCACUAAUAAUAUGAACUGCACACGUUACAGAUGGUUUUAUAGACUUUUAAACAAUCUGGCUGGAUGAUGUUGGAAAGUCAUGGUUGUAGAUGCUAUUCCUAUUAAAAUCAAGUGACUUAAAUAAAUGCUUUAUUUUAUUUUUGGUGCU